Molecule: messenger RNA, 330 nt
Organism: Neospora caninum
Lineage: Eukaryota; Apicomplexa; Conoidasida; Eucoccidiorida; Sarcocystidae
Exons: 1
Coding region: 1-330 (109 amino acids)
Biological process (GO): protein N-linked glycosylation
Cellular component (GO): membrane-bounded organelle
Source: RefSeq, a predicted model, not a curated record
AUGGCGUGCACGAUGCUCUUUCCGUUUGUCUUUUCGUUCUUUGUCGUGCCUGCGGCAGCAUCGCCGGUGUCUCCGCACGCCCCGCUCUUGGCGAGUGCAGCGCAAUACGUGCCUUUCCCCAUUUUCAUUGCACCUCGUCUCUUUGAGGGCAUUUCCCUCGUUCUUCUUUUCCUGGGGCUCGUCAUCAGUGCGAGCUUCAUCAUCUUCCACAUUCGCUACUCGGCCCGCGAGAGGAGUCUCGCCAAGGAAAUCCUGUGGUCAGCCGUCGCCUCACUCUUCUUGGGAUUUGCUGUCGCCUUCCUUCUUCUCUCCUCGGGCGUCUAUUACUAA